Molecule: messenger RNA, 99 nt
Organism: Spirodela intermedia
Lineage: Eukaryota; Viridiplantae; Streptophyta; Magnoliopsida; Alismatales; Araceae
Source: the annotation of a GenBank genome assembly
AUGAAACCAUUAGAUUUUUUGCAGCUUGAUUUCAACUUGAAGUUCUCUAGCAUUUUCUUGGUUCAACUAAACCUGAUUAUAGGGUUCAACAUUCUUUGA